GUCCCUGUAUGCACUGAGCGGAGCGAACUGACAGCACAGGCUGAGACGUGGUGACCAAAGUAGUUGCCAUGGAGUUGCGCUGAGUUACUCUCAGGUAGUGGGACACCGAGGCUGGAGGGGAAGCGACUGCGGCUUUCUUCAUCCCAGCAUUUCCAUUUUAACAGGGAACAAUCCCUGAGCUCAAAGGAAUGAAGCCCUAAGGCCUCAGUGACAGGCUGAACCCAGAAUUCUAGGGCCCAUGCUUGUACCUGAUGAAUGAUGGCCUGAACUAUGAGCAGACGGUACUAUAUGAACACUUCGGUGCAGGAGCCUCCUCUUGACUACUCCUUCAGAAGCAUCCACGUGAUCCCAGAUCUGGUAAGUGAGGAGCCAAGGACAGGUCUACGACCAGUGAAGCACUCCAAGUCAGGAAAGUCACUGACCCAAUCUCUGUGGCUCAACAACAAUGUCCUCAGUGACCUGAAAGACUUCAGCCAGGUGGUUUCACAGCUUCUGGAGCACCCAGAGAACCUGGCCUGGCUCGACCUGUCCUUCAAUGACCUGACUUCCAUCGACCCUGUCCUAAUGACGUUUUUCAACCUGAGUGUCCUUUACCUUCAUGGCAACAGCAUCCAUCGCCUGGGGGAGGUGAAUAAGCUAGCUGUCCUCCCCUGUCUCAGGAGCCUGACCCUCCAUGGGAACCCCAUAGAGGAAGAGAAGGGAUACAGCCCAAGUUUUCCCCACAGGCAGUAUGUGCUGUGCAACCUGCCCCGUGUCACCACAUUCGACUUCAGUGGGGUCACCAAAGCAGAUCGCACCACAGCGGAAGUCUGGAAACGCAUGAACAUCAAGUUAAAGAAGGGCCAGAACAAGAAGGACAUACUCUGAGAUUCGCAGGACUCCAGCUCUCCUAAUGCCCUGAAGAUGAUCAACUUGGUUUAACAAUAAAUGAUUUGAGUUGUUCAGCA
This is a messenger RNA of Nannospalax galili (Upper Galilee mountains blind mole rat), 947 nucleotides long. Its product is annotated as leucine-rich repeat-containing protein 51. Lineage: Eukaryota; Metazoa; Chordata; Mammalia; Rodentia; Spalacidae. The transcript is spliced from 7 exons. Gene Ontology annotation, molecular function: protein binding. The record is from RefSeq and is a predicted model, not a curated record. The coding region runs from base 271 to 867 and encodes 198 amino acids.